Molecule: messenger RNA, 2331 nt
Organism: Galeopterus variegatus (Sunda flying lemur)
Lineage: Eukaryota; Metazoa; Chordata; Mammalia; Dermoptera; Cynocephalidae
Gene: SCAMP4
Product: secretory carrier membrane protein 4
Exons: 7
Coding region: 101-793 (230 amino acids)
Biological process (GO): protein transport
Cellular component (GO): recycling endosome membrane; trans-Golgi network membrane
Source: RefSeq, a predicted model, not a curated record
GGGCGGGGCGGUUGCUAAGACUUGGCGAAGCGCGGCGCUCGUGCCCGUCUCCUUCAGGUGGCACAGGCUUCAGCCCCACGCCGGGUCGGCUGCAGCAGAAAUGCCAGAAAAGGAGAACAACUUCCCGCCCCUGCCUGGGUUUAUCCCCCUGAAGCCCUGCUUCUACCAGAACUUCUCCGAUGAGAUCCCCAUUGAGCACCAGGUGCUGGUGAAGAGGAUCUACCGGCUGUGGAUGUUUUACUGUGCUACCCUCGCGGUCAACCUCAUCGCCUGCCUGGCCUGGUGGAUCGGUGGUGGCUCGGGAGCCAACUUUGGCCUGGCCUUGGUCUGGCUGCUGCUGUUCAGCCCCUGUGGCUACGUGUGCUGGUUCCGACCCGUCUACAAGGCCUUCCGAGCCGACAGCUCCUUUAACUUCAUGGCGUUUUUCUUUAUCUUUGGAGCCCAGUUUGUCCUGACUGUCAUCCAGGCGAUCGGCUUCUCAGGAUGGGGUGCAUGUGGUUGGCUGGCAGCAAUCGGGUUCUUCCAGAACAGCGUUGGGGCUGCCGUGGUCAUGCUGCUGCCGGCCAUCAUGUUCUCCCUGUCGGCUGCCAUGAUGGCCAUUGUGAUCAUGAAGGUGCACAGGAUCUACCGAGGGGGCGGCGGAAGCUUCCAGAAGGCGCAGACAGAGUGGAGCACGGGUGCUUGGCGGAACCCUCCAUCGCGGGAGGCCCAGUACAACAACUUCUCUGGGAACAGCCUGCCCGAGUACCCCACUGUGCCCAACUACCCAGCCAGUGGCAGCCAGUGGCCUUAGAGGAAGAUGGCCAGCCCUGCGGCCCGCCUACCACCCCCUGCCCCUCCAUUCCCACCACCGCCCUCGGUCCGGUGAGGCCUAGAGUGUCUGUCCCUACACCCUCCCAGGUGGGCCUAACCAGGGGCUUCCUCAGCCAGGGCAAGCACCGCCUGGCUGCUGGCUGACCCUGUCACCAGCAGAAGGAUACCCUCUUGGUCCUAAAAGCGUGCGGUCGCUGUGAUGUCUAUGACGCAGCAGGCACAGCCUUUUCUCCCCAGGUUGCAUGGGGCUGACCAGCCGCACCCCCUGAGGGAGGUGGCAGCAGGCUGACCGCCCUCCCGUUCUUCCAGAGCAGCCGGCGGCUGAAGCGGGAGCCCUCCUGGCACUGGGCUCCGUCUCUGCCCACCACCCACCCAUCACCAGGGCAGACUCCCUGGCCCUGAAGCAGGAAGAGGCCUCGCAGCGCCAGCUCGCAGUCCCCGCAGGUGGCCGAGGGGCUCAUUGUACAGCCCAGUCCCAUGCUUUGUUAUCCUCCAAAGUCCCCUUCCACAGCUAAUGACUCCACAGAGCAGCCCACGGGGCACCCAAGCAGGUCGACCAUGAUCUGUGCGUCUCCCCGGCCCCCAGCCUACCUCCCCACCUCUCUUCCCCCAUAACCGAGAGAUUCAGGAACUCCAUCAGCUGGUGUGGUUACUGGAGAUGGUCCCCUCCUCGAACCAGGGACCUUGGGCACAACCUCUGCUCCCCGAGAUCCAAGACCCGGUUCCUUUGCUGGAGGAGAGAGAGGCCAGGUGGGGAGCAUGGCCUCCCCCCCCAGACAAAGCAAACGUAUAGGAAGAUGCAGAGCGUCCGUGGGCCACGUGUACCCCAGCACUGGAGAGUGACACCGGGGACUGGAUGCUUCUGCCUGGACGUUGGGAUCCUUCUCAGUCUGCAGGAAGCAGAGACAGUUUCCCAGGAGGCAGGAGUCCUCCAAGAAUGACCUUUUACGAAGAAACAAGACGUGACGCAUCUCUGUGCCUUCAGCAAACAGCCCCUCUUUUCUCCCCUCCCAUCCUGUCACUGCUCACUGCCACUGAGACGGUUUUGUCUUUGUCGGAAGAGCUGGAACACAUCCCGCGGGGAUUCCCGCAGCACCUUUGAUAAUGGUUGGGCCAGAAACAAACGUUCCCUCAGCAGCCGUUCCCCACCCACUGGCCACGUCCUUGUGGGCACCCCGGUAGCUGCCCCUCCUGGAGGACAGGGACCCCCUCCCCAGCACCGACCGACCACACAGGGAUGUCUUCCCAGCAGGCAGGCAGCCCAGGUGGAGAACCUGCGGGGCUGCAGAUCCAAGCCUGGGGACCCCCGGGUCCUCAGCCAUGCCCCAGCCCACCUCCUGCCCCCACGCGGAGUGAGGUGGAGGCCAUGAGCCGGGUGUGGGAAAGAGCGUCUGGGUUCGCCAGCAGCCCCCACCCCUCCCCGCCGCGUUGUGCACUCUCAUGACAUUGUGCUGGUUUUUGUUAUGUGAAAAUAUUCUGGAAUUAAAUUCUCUUUCUGCAUCAGAUCGAGCGAGGGCA